This is a messenger RNA of Cavia porcellus (domestic guinea pig), 2734 nucleotides long. It is a transcript of the gene Emp2, whose product is annotated as epithelial membrane protein 2. Gene Ontology annotation, cellular component: cytoplasm; plasma membrane. Gene Ontology annotation, biological process: positive regulation of integrin-mediated signaling pathway; regulation of cell-matrix adhesion; cell adhesion. NCBI's taxonomy places the organism in Eukaryota, Metazoa, Chordata, Mammalia, Rodentia, Caviidae. Bases 240 to 743 code for a protein of 167 amino acids. The transcript has 5 exons. The record is from RefSeq and is a predicted model, not a curated record. Gene Ontology annotation, molecular function: protein kinase binding.
UGACAUCACGGCCCGGGAGGCGGGCUCGCGAAGGAGGGGGCCGUGGGGAGGAGGCUCUGCGCCGCCGCCAGGGAGGAGGGAGGGCGCGCAGUCCCGGCCCAGAGCUUCAAAACAGCCCGGCGGCCUCGCCUCGCGCCCAGCCCGUGAAUCUGUCUGUCCGGCCGCCCGCGCCGCCGACAGCGCCCGCACAUCCUUUUUGGGCUUCAGCGUGACCCCUCGGCCCACCCUGCUCUGUGAACAUGUUGGUGCUUCUUUUCUUCAUCAUUGCCUUCCACAUCACCUCUGCAGCACUGCUAUUCAUUGCCACCAUCGACAAUGCUUGGUGGGUAGGAGAAGACUUUUUUGCAGAUGUCUGGAAGAUAUGCAUCAACAACACGAACUGUACGGAAAUCAGUGAAGAGUUUGUAGAUUAUUCCAUACUGAGGGCAGUUCAGGCCUCCAUGAUCUUCUCCACCAUCCUCUGCUGCAUCGCCUUCUUCAUCUUCCUCCUGCAGCUCUUCCGCCUCAAGCAGGGGGAGAGGUUCCUCCUGACCGCCACCAUCCAGCUCAUGUCAUGUCUCUGUGUCAUGAUCGGUGCUUCCAUUUAUACGGACCGCCGCCAAGACGUUCACAGCAAAAACGAAGAGUACUACUUGCUGACCUCGGAGGGCAGUUACGGCUACUCGUACAUCCUGGCCUGGGUGUCCUUCUCCUUCACCUUGAUCAGCAGCCUCAUGUACAUGAUCCUGCGGAAGCGCAAAUAGAGCUGGACAGCCAGGUCACCGCAAUACAGAAUCCACACCAGAUAACCGUUUUGUAUAUAAUCAUUUUUGUGGGUUUUCUAGCAAACAUAUUGUUUCCUUUAGAAGCCAAAAGGAAAAAAACAAAAAAAAGUGGAGAGAGAAAGAGGAGUUUUUGCAUUUUUGAGAUCAGAGAAUAGGCUGGUAUUCAGAGCUCCUGCCCACCCGAAAGUCUCAGCAAGACAAAGACACAAUCCAGAGCGCUGCGCAGGACAUUUCUUAACCUCGGGGCUGGGAGGGGGUGUGAUGGGCGGAGGCGGGGUCUCGGGAGGUGCUCCCCGUAGGGUUCAGCCUCACCUCUCCAUUCCCCUCCUCAACUUCCCUUCAAAGGUGGAAGAUGUGGUGAGGAGGGACCCAGGUGAAGGACAACAGUGCCCGCAGACAUAGAGCCCUCGUUCAUGUAAGAACCAGAUGUAGACGGUCCCUGAUGUCUGUCUACAAGGGAACCAGAGCCUGUGCCCUCCUAAAUGAGGGGGGUCACCACCCAGAUUUGCUGUCAGCAUCCCUUGCUUGCCUUAGGGACACUGAUCCUCCACAUGGCUGUCAAAUUUAGGCAAAGAAUCUCCACAAGGGAUUCCUUAGAGAAUCUUUUAGAAUGCAGAUUCUAGGUCCACUCUCCAGACCCUCAGCAUAGGUCUUCAAGGGACCGUCCUGGGAAUCUACAUUUCGAACAAGCUCCUUGGAAGAUGCUGGGAUGCAGGAGAGCUGGGGGUCACAAGCCCCAAGCUAGGCGAGCAGGCUGCUAGUGGACCCGUAUUGAGAGGCCCCGUUCCUGACCACACCUUGGCCUCCGUCAGCUCUCGGUUCUCUCUGUCUCUUCCGCAGCUGUUUACAUCUGGGCCACCCGUGCUGCACGCCCAGGCACGUGUCCCAGUGGCUCCACACCUCCCCCAGACCUCUUCCUUCCCUUUCUGCCCUGCACCCUAAGGCUGGCUGCUCUGUUAAACCCUAUUUCUGCAGUCCCAGGGGACCAUCCAUCCAUCCAUUCUUCAUUCAUUCAUUUAUCAACAUAAAUUCUGGCCAAUUGCAUGUCCUCAUGAGGCUCAGACAGACCAGUUAGGAAAACUGACUGCAAAUACAGAUGGAGCUACAGAGAAUUCGAAAUAGACCCUGAGAUUGGAGGGAGCCUACUUUACGUGCACCUGUUUUUAAAUGCUCCAAGGCAUUAGACCUGCCUAAAUAUAGUUCCACUCAGCUCAGACAGAUGGCAUUUAUUGGGCAGCGCCUGCCUAUCUUAUACCCAGAAAACACUCUGUGAAAGGCCCCAUAGACGCCACGCAAAUGAGGCAAAAGAGGAUCCUCAGAGGCGAGGUUCUGGGCCUCAGAGCCACGCAGGCUAAUCUCUGGUAUGACAGGAUCUGGGUCUCAAUUGCGCUACACACUUUCUCCCCAGGCAGGCCCUCUGUAAUGCCCUGACACUACCUACAAUGGCAACAAGCUAAACAUCUUAGAUCCUAACCUCCAGGUAAUGCAUGAACUCCCUUCAUAAAAUAACUCAGGACUGCAAGAGUUAUCUGCGUCUGUACAAUCCAGAAUGACCUCAGAUGUUUUCCUGGCUGGCUGCCCCUCCAUCUGACUUUCAGGGCCCACAUCCAUCUGUGACACUGAGGUUUGGGGAGGACAUGACAGAUGCCUCUUCCCUGCUGAGUGACAUGCAUUUGGGAAGGUGUUGAGAGUUGAUGAUGUCAGGGAGAAAAUAACCAUCCAUCUUCCCCAUAGGUGGAAUCAGCCCGUGGUUGGUGCUUAUCAGCUAUUCAAGAACAACAACCAAAUUAGCUAAGACAUCCAAGAAGCAAGUAGUAGGACCAAAUUUAUAACUGUUUGAAGGAACUGUAGUUUGCGCAUCUUAUGACAUUUUUAUAAAGUACUGUAAUUCUUUCAUUGGGGGGCCAUGUGAUGGAGGCCGACUAACUUGUUUUGUUAUUUGCAUUAAAAUUAUUUUGGGUCUCUGUUUA